GAGAAAGGUUUCUCGGAGCGCCCGGAGAGGAGAGCGGCAGCGGGGACACGGCUGCCUCGGACGGGGACGCGUCCGUAGAGCAUCAUCUGCCACCCGCCCUCUGCCACCAGGCUCUAUGCGGGACGGAGCUGGCCAUGGAGAAGUUGUACUUUGCGGGGAGCAGCGUAUGGACGAUCAACAGCUCUCUGGGGAACGGCAGCCUCCGCCUGGAGAACCAGACCUCCGGGAGGAACAGCACCACGGACCCCCUGAAGAGAAACGAGGACAUGGCCAAGGUGGAGGUGACGGUCCUCUGCCUCAUCCUGUUCCUCGCCCUGACCGGCAACCUGUGCGUGCUGCUGGCCAUCCACACCACGCGGCAGAAGCACUCCCGCAUGUACUUCUUCAUGAAGCACUUGAGCAUCGCUGACCUGGUCGUGGCCAUCUUCCAGGUGCUGCCCCAGCUCAUCUGGGACAUCACCUUCAGGUUUUAUGGGCCAGAUUUCCUUUGCCGGUUGAUCAAGUACUUGCAGGUAGUGGGCAUGUUUGCUUCCACCUACAUGCUCUUGCUGAUGUCCCUGGACCGGUGCUUGGCCAUCUGUCAGCCGCUGAGGUCUCUGCACAGGAGAGCGGACCGAGUCUCUGUGCUCCUCACCUGGCUGCUGUGCCUGCUGGUCAGCAUCCCUCAGAUCCACAUAUUUUCUCUGAGGGAUGUGGGGAAUGGAGUUUACGACUGCUGGGCAGAUUUCAUCCAGCCCUGGGGACCUAAAGCCUAUGUCACCUGGAUAACCCUCAUGGUCUACAUCAUCCCGGUGUUGAUGCUGAGCAUCUGCUAUGGCUUAAUCAGCUUCAAAAUCUGGCAGAAUGUGAAGCUUAAGACGGCUCACGGACCCAACGUGGGUCUGAGCUCCAGCUCCCACAGCGGGACAGCGUUUGCCAGGGUCAGCAGCACCAGGCUCAUCUCCAAAGCCAAGAUCCGGACAGUCAAAAUGACCUUCAUCAUAGUGUUAGCUUUCAUAGUGUGCUGGACUCCCUUUUUCUUUGUGCAGAUGUGGUCUGUGUGGGACACGAACGCUCCGCAGGAAGCCUCCCCCUUCAUCAUCGCCAUGCUCCUGGCCAGCCUCAACAGCUGCUGCAACCCCUGGAUCUACAUGCUGUACACCGGGCACCUCUUCCACGACCUGAUGCGGCGCUUCCUCUGCUGCUCCACGCACUACCUGAAGUCGCGGCCGGCGUGUGACCUGGGCGUCAGCAAGAAGAGCAACUCCUCCUCCUUCGUCCUCAGCUGUAAGAGCACGAGCCAGAGGAGCUUCACGCAGCCGUCCACGACGUGAGGCCAUCACCAGCCGGGACCUUGUGGGCUGCCUUGCUGCCUCCAGCGCUUCCCUGUGAAAAGCUGGGACUCGGACAAGCAAGGGGGUUUCUAUAUAAAUAGGUGUAUAUAUGCCUGUCUGCGUGUAAGCAUGUACAGCGGUCGUUAUUUAACUGAGGCGGGCUGCGCCCAAGUUCCAGUGCUGCCUGGGACUGGACACCAGGAACCUGCGUCUGAGCCCCCAGACCACUGACGUUGGUGGCUUUUAGAUACCGCCACGAGGGGCAGGUUUUGCCCCAAAUGAUCCUGUGCUGCCGGGGCAGGUGCGCUGCGUCCCUGUCGGAUGCGAGGGGCUGCAGCACAGCGUGGUGGGUGCCACCCCAGGCACGCAGGCAUUGGACACCCGGCCCCGUCUCCACCUGCAGCAGGAAUCCCGUGGGAUGGCAGAGCCUGGCCGGGCAGAGCCAUGGGCACUGCUCUCAACACGGGUGCACUCGCUUCGCUUGAAGCACUGUGGGGCAGAGGCAGCCCCAGUCCUGCAUCCCUGCAUCCCUGCAUCCCUGCGUCCCUGCGUCCCUGCGUCCCUGCGUCCCUGAAUCCCUGCAUCCCUGUGUCCCUGCAUCCCUGCAUCCCUGCAUCCCUGCAUCCCUGCGUCCCUGCGUCCCUGCGUCCCUGCACAGUGCCAGCCCUCCUCCCCCAGCCCGGGCCCGCCAGCGGCACCACCAGCACAGAGCAGGGCAGUCCUGGCACCACGGGCUGGGGGCACAGUGGGGACAGGGCUGGGGACAUCCCUCCCGGGGGACAACGCCAGCACCCGGGUGUCCCUACCCCUGCUCUGCCCCGCGUGCUGUGUGAGGCUGCGCACACGGGUCAGCAGGAGACAGGGGAGCGGGCACGGCUGCAGGGUCAGGGGAUCUGUGCAAUAACACGUUUGCUGAGUGUGCUCAAAAGCUUCUCCCAGGGCAGGCAGGUGGGAUUACAGCUGGACUCUGAUGGAAAAACUCCUGUCGAGUCCCCCGAGGCCAAGCUUUUGCUUUGGGUUUACCAUAGACCGCAUUUAGUCUUUUACACCGAUGCAAUUUUCUUGCUCUGUAACGCACAAGGUCAUGCUUAUGGCAUGGAUUUUUUAUUGUUAAGAAAUAUCUGUAAAUAAA
Molecule: messenger RNA, 2445 nt
Organism: Grus americana (Whooping crane)
Lineage: Eukaryota; Metazoa; Chordata; Aves; Gruiformes; Gruidae
Gene: OXTR
Product: oxytocin receptor
Exons: 2
Coding region: 135-1313 (392 amino acids)
Biological process (GO): maternal process involved in parturition; regulation of systemic arterial blood pressure by vasopressin; positive regulation of vasoconstriction
Cellular component (GO): membrane
Molecular function (GO): vasopressin receptor activity; peptide binding; oxytocin receptor activity
Source: RefSeq, a predicted model, not a curated record